Ahaetulla prasina is the source of this 6528-nucleotide messenger RNA. It is a transcript of the gene POC1B, whose product is annotated as POC1 centriolar protein B. Gene Ontology annotation, biological process: cilium assembly. Gene Ontology annotation, molecular function: protein binding. The transcript has 13 exons. Bases 374 to 1837 code for a protein of 487 amino acids. The record is from RefSeq and is a predicted model, not a curated record. Gene Ontology annotation, cellular component: ciliary basal body; centriole. Lineage: Eukaryota; Metazoa; Chordata; Lepidosauria; Squamata; Colubridae.
UUUCACCAAUCACUGGCGAGUUCGGCUGGAUACACGCGCGCGCGCUCUUGUCUCUAAGCAACAGGCCUAACUCCGACAUCUCCUGCGGAAGGGCCGUAUUGAGGAGUAUCGAGUACCGAUGGCGUGGAUGUCCGAGCUCGGCUUUGAAAGAGGCGCAACCCCUUUUUUCUCCCUGGCCAACCCUGCUUCGUUUUCCUUCUUCUCCAGGAGAGGCGGCGAAGGACUCGUCUCCUUUCCAAGCCGUUCUCGCCGCCUCCAGCGCAGGCGGCAAAAUCGGGGCUCGACUGAUCCGGCCUAGAGCGCGGGCGAUUUGACGGGCUCUGGAAAGCGGCGCAGGAAAGAAAAGCCCCCUCCUCCUUCGUCUGCGGUCCCGAUGGCGUCCGCUCUGGAAGAUCCUGUUUUGAUUCGUCAUUUUAAAGGCCACAAAGAUGCAGUCACUUGUGUUGCUUUCAGUCCAAAUACUAAAAUGCUUGCCACCUCAUCUCUGGACAGGUUUCUCAUGAUGUGGAAUUUGAGGCCAAAUACAAAAGCCUUCAGAUUUGUGGGUCAUUUAGAAGCCGUAACUAGUGUACAGUUUUCACCAGAUGGAUACCUGUUGGCAUCUGCUUCUGAAGACCGAACUGCCAGACUAUGGAUUCCUUGCAUUCAUGGCGAAUCCACAUCAUUAAGGGGCCAUACUGCCCCAGUCCGCAGUGUGAACUUCUCAAAUGACAGUCAGUUUCUAGUCACUGCAUCUAAUGACAAGUCAGUGAAAGUGUGGAGCAUUUGCAGCCAAAAUCUUUUGUAUUCUUUAUCCCAGCAUACACACUGGGUACGUUGUGCAAAAUAUUCACCAGAUGGAAGAUUAAUAGUGUCUUGCAGUGAAGAUAAAACUGUUAAAAUCUGGGAUAUUAGAAACAAGAUAUGUAUUAAUAAUAUAAUAGAUUAUGAUGGGUUUGCAAACUACGUAGAUUUUAAUCCUGAUGGUACAUGUAUAGUUUCUGCUGGUUCUGAUCACACAGUGAAGUUUUGGGACAUUCGAAUAAACAGAUUACUGCAGCGUUACAAAGUUCACAGGGGAAGUGUUAAUUACACAUCUUUCCAUCCUUCUGGCAACUUUCUCAUAACAGCAUCUAAUGAUGGAACUCUUAAGAUUAUGGAUCUUAUAGAAGGAAGACUCUUAUACACACUUCAUGGGCAUGAGGGUCCUGUGCUUUCUGUAGCUUUUUCAAAAGAUGGAGAGACAUUCGCUUCUAGUGGCACAGAUACACAGGUGCUGCUCUGGAAGACAAAUUUUGAUUCAUCUGAAUAUAAGAAAGUUCUUGAAAAGCAUGUGCAAAGAUUACAUAGUGACGAUCCACCUCACCUUCUGGAUAUUUACCCUCGGUCACCUCAUCACCAUGAUGCAAAAUCACAGGCAGUUGAGAUAAAUCCCAAUUUUGAUGUAACAAAUAUGCAAAUAUUAGAUCCUCCUGUUGUAAAUAUUGCUUCAUCACCUACUUAUCCUCCAUCAUGGCAGUUGAGAAUGAAUCCAUCUGUAGCAAUGCACCAAAAUGGGAUGAACAAUGAAGACUUCCAGCAUCCUCCCAUGUUACCUUCUCCAGCAAUGUUAAAAAGAAAUUUGAAAGGGGAACUGAUGCACACUGUGGCUGAACCAGUAACCAUGGAUGAGUCUGGGGGCAUUUCACCAGUACUGACUACUGCCUUGGAACACAUUGUGGAGCAAUUAGAUGUUCUGACAAUUACAGUUUCAAUCUUGGAACAGCGCCUGACUUUAACUGAAGAUAAAUUGAAAGAGUGCUUACAGAACCAAGGGAAACUAUUACAUUCGGUCAGACUGAGAGAAGAAACAACAUAAAUGCUGACAGAAUGACUACAAGCCACCACAUGAGAAAUGAACUUGGCCCACAAAGAAACAACCGUUUCAACAAGUCCUUCGUAUAUGGAAAAAAAUGUUUUCUUGCUGAAAAAGAAGCUUCUCAUUAACAUUUUCUUGUACAGUAGCAAAGGGGCAUUGAGAAGAAUCUUAUUAAGAGGACACACGUUCUCCUCCCCUUCAAUUUCUCCCCAAAGAAUUCUUUAUGGCAUGUCUAUUCUGUUACUUUUCUAUAGUGUAAAUGCCAUUGUCCUUAAAUAUGUACACACCUACCCAAACCAAGUAUUGCUAGAACAAGUAAGAGAAAUGUGUUUCCUUAUCAAAAUAGCAAAUAGAUACCCUUUGAGAUUUCAGAAUCCUAAGCACUGACUUAUACUGAGCAACACAAUUUAGUUCAACAUUUGGAGAGUCAGUCAUGCACACAUAAAUGUACAGUAAUGGAGGAAAACAUAUUAGAACUAAUAUGCCUGAUGAUUAAAUAAGAAUAUCUGUUUAGAAAGUGGUGCUGGUAUUAUGUAGUCCAAAGUGAAAGUAUCUGAAUCAGUGCUUCAUAGAAAAUUACUUUUAAAAAAUUCAAAUGAAAGAACUAAAAUCUUGGGAUACCUCUAAAAAUGUUACAGGUUUUAAAGCAAGCUACAUUUUAAAGAAAUUACAGCCAUAAAUAUGUAACUGGUAAUUCUAUUUAUGGUUUAAGUGAAUAAUAUCAAAUGUACAAGAAUAGACAUUGGGCUAACAUUUAAUAUUUUGGGGACUGUGCACAGCUAUCCCAUUUUGAGAAAGAUAUUGUAAGGCUAGAAAAGUAUAAGAAGCAAACAACCAGAAUCAUAACAGAGCCAUCUCUUAAAAGCAUUAAGGUGAAAAGGGUAGGAUUAUUGUAAUGAAUUCUUUAUGUAUUUCAGUCUAUCUACUUUAAUCUUUUUGGGGGCUCUUUUUUAGUAAACUCGUUCAAGGUAAUGGUUCUCCUAUUUAGUAGCCUAGAUAAUUGAUAACUAAAUCACUCUGUGGACUCUAGAGAAAAUUAAUUUUCACUAUAGUGUUUUUAGCACAAAGAAAAGAGCAGUUGUAAUAUUAAUUUAACCCAUUAAAAAACAUUUUUCUUAUUAUGGAUAGUUUAUCUUCCCUUGAGUCAAUGUGACUGUUCUGAUCUGGAUGUUCUCUAAAUUUCUUUAGAUAAAUGUCAAAUAACUACUUGCUAUUUGCAGAAAAAGUCACUAUAACACUGUAUAAUAUUCAAACAGUGUGACAACUAGAAUAAAUUUACCAGAAUUUUCCCCUUUUAAAUAACUGUGAUUCUUCCUCUGCUGUAGAAGAAAAAGAAAAUCUCUCACUCCACUGCUUAAAAAAGCUAAGUAGUUAAGUUUUAUAGUCUAUAACCGUGAUGGCGAACCUAUGGCAUGUGUGCCAGGGGUGGCAUGCAGCGCCCUCUCUGAGGGCACACAAGCUAUUGCCCCAGUUCAGCUCCGCUGCACAUGUGCGCACACCUCCCACCCGUCAGCUGGUCUUCAGGUCUCUGUUGUACAUGUGUGUGGGACGGGUGCAUGUGUGGGGGCCGUACAUGCAUUGCAUUUUGGAGAUUCAGGCAUGUGUGCGCAUUAGGCACUCAGUCUGAAAAGUCUAUAAGUUAAUUGUGGGAGGCCACAGACAACUAAGGAAAAGAUAUAAGAGAGGAUAUCCAUAUGCAUCUCUUGGCUAGCUUGCAAUGACAUCAAUGCAAGAAUACAACCCAUUCCUCAUGCGAAGCUCUCUGAAAUUAUCUUCAUUUUUUGAAUAAUGACUGGGAGAGGAAGUUGCAGGGUUUUUUUCCUGCCUAACAAUAGGGCAUGUGUUGUACUGAAAACCAUCCCCAUUGCUACCUACCAGAAAUCUCACUUAAUGGAGUGCAUGAUGCUUCUAACACAAGAAAGUGGUAUUGAAAAAUAUUUUGUCUGUAUAUAUUUAAAGUAGUUAGUUGGAAUGAAAAUACAUUUAGAUCUUAAAGACAAAUCAACAACAAGAUGGAAAAAUUACAACCGUUAACUGACCGCUAGACCUUUUUGCUCUGAUCGUUAUGGUCUCAUUAAGAACACUCUAAAAUAUUUUUCCUUGCUGUUUCUCUAAACUAUUCUGCAAAUUAUGAAUAUAUAAUCUGUGCUGCAAAUUUCAAGAUUGUUAAUUCAAGGUUCUCAGAUAAAAGCAUUUUUAAACGGUUUUGUUGAAAUUGGAAGAUAUUAUGAACAUAUAUAUAUAUUGCAUUUUAUGUUAAUACACAUUUAGCAAUUUUUCACAUACACAUCAAAAUAGUUUUAGAUUUAAAAAAAAAAAUCCUCUGCUUUGGUGUGCAUCAAGUUAUUGACUCCUUAAUAAAUCCCACUGCAAUAUCAGACCAUACUCUUAUAACAUUGUAAACAUCAUAAGUCAGCCAAUUCUAGUUGGUGUCUAAAUAUUCCUCUUCUAAGAGAUUCUCUUAUUCUAAGAUAUUAUCUUCUCGUUAUUAAAAAGAAAAUUUAUUCUUUUUAAAAAAUAAACAAAUCAAGGUUCUUCCAAUACAUCAGUCCUUUGGGACACGUUUAAGGCAUCCUUUUGGAAACCUAUUAGUGCUCUCCUCUUAACAAUAAAAGAGACUCGGAGGGUCUCAUCUUUUACAGUUGAAAAAUAAGGCUUAAGAUCCAUUUUUGUUACUUGCCAGAAACCCACAAAUGAAUCAUAUCAAGCAUUUAUAGCAGCAAAGCUGAAAUUGGUGCUACUGCCCAAGGAACAAUUGGAAUGUUUCCUAAUUUGCAGGAAAGAACCUGAAAUACUAGCAAUCAGGGGAGAAAGAUGGAAAGUUAACUGGCUUAUUUUUUGGAACAAACAUAAUAUUCCUGGAAUUUAGGCCAAUGAUGGAGAUAUUUUUCAUUUACACAGAAUCUAUUAUUUAUUUAUUAUUUUUAUGCACACUUAUAUGAGUUAAAGCAGGGGUUCCCAAUGCUCCCUCUGGUCUGCAGAAAAAAAUUUCUAUGGAACCAGUCCCUGGUGCCCAAAAUGUUGGGGCCCACUGAGUUAGAGACUUCUAUAACUCUAAACACAAUUUUUAAAUAUACAAUAUUCAAUACUGUAUUACAAAAUCUGUGGGAUUGCCUCUCCCUGAGAAUAUCUGCCUGUCUUACUAGGUUAGGGUGGGCGUCUUCAGGCGCCAUUCCAGAUCUUUGGAAUAGCUCCCACUUAAUAUCCAAGGACUCCCUAUCCUUUGAGGCUUCUAGAAGGUCAUGAAGAAUUGGCUCUCCCAAGUAUUGGACUAGGAUUAUGGUUGAGUUGGGAGGUUGUUUGGUCUGGUAGCCAGGGGGAGGUGGGAGCCGGAUAGUUUUUAAUUAUUUCUGGGUCAUUAUAUUAGAUAGGCAGUUAUAAAUAAACACAUAAAUCUUCAUACUUCCAAGUUCUUCCUUGUAAAAACAAACACACAGGAUUUCAAAGCAGCAACAACUGAUGAUCAGAGGACAAAAUCACCUUUUGUUCAACCCUGAACAUUACAGCAUCUAAAUGGAGUUUAUUGAAAAGAAGAAAAUAGAAAAAUAAGUGGAGGAGUCAAACAUACAUACAGAAUUCUAAAUAAAAUUAAUAAAAUCAGGCUAAUUAGUUUCAUGUUAACCUGUUUGAGCACAUUAUUCUUGAGUUUCAGAAUGCACACAAAUUGGAUGGUUUGAAAAGGGUAUUUUGGGCAUUUAACCAAAAAAAGGACUUACAAAUUGUGGGCUUUGCUUUGCCCAGUUGGACAAGCGUUCCACCAGCGAUAUUGUAAAUCAUUACUUGAUGGCUGAAGCCAUUUUUCUAAGGGCAAUAUUAUAGGCCCUGGUUACUAUUUACUAGAUAAAAAAGAUUGCAUUUGGGAAUGAAAAGACGAUUUCUUAUCUAUUCAGGGUCUCAAUAUGGGGCCAAAUUACUAGAUUAAUAGACCUUGUCACUGCAUCCCAUUUAUACGACUAUUUUAAAAAUGUGGGAAACUAGUGCUGAAACUAUUGAGCAUGUCAAAAUAACCUGAAACAAAUUGUGUUGUUGUUUUUUCAAUGUUUUGGAAUGCCCAUAGCAAUCUACUACAAAACACCCUGCUAUUUAGCAGUAGAAUUUGAUCAUUUUCUGCCUCAGUUCUAUAUCAAGAGUAAUUUUUCCUGGUUUCACUCAAGAAAUUCCCAGUUAUACUGGAAAGCAAGAACAUUGAAUCUAGGGUUUUCUGCAUGCAAAAUGAUGCUUUACAUUCCAGAUUCUUUGGAUUUAACAAAUGUUGACAUUUCACAUACAGGAACCAAUUAGAACUAUGAAUUUCCUCAUUUGUCUCUAGUUGAUCUGAGUUAGCUUUCAGUAAGCACAAAUGCCAUUAUGCUGAAAAGUACAGAUGCCUUUCAACCAGAUUCACUUUGCCAGGUUUUGACAGAACAAUCAAUAGAAGCAUUUUUUCCCCAUUUCCUUAUCUCUACAGCCUUUUCACCGUCAAGGACUCUCACUAGGUUAAGAGUUCUUUUCCUGUUUACCAUACAUGCCAUUUUAUUACCCAGUGGAUGUUUUCCCUUUAAAGCUCAAAGAGAUGUCUUUUCUCAAAUCCUAUUGGGAUCUUGGAGUGUCUUUUCAGGCAAACCAUCCUGUUUUCAAAGUUCCUGUCUUAUUGGGAGUGAUCAUUUUUAAAUAUUUUCAGCAGCUUAUGAAUUAAUAUUUUGUAAAAAUGA